AUGAAAUAAUUAGAACAACUUUUAUAUGAUGGUAUUGUUAAUGAAAUCAAUUAAUCACAUAGAGUCUAAUUUAAAUACUUAAUGAUAUUUAGGAUUUUUGCAGCAAUUUUUAUGACUUUUGCUCUUAUUCAAGUGAGUGUUGUGACUCCAACAUUUUCAUAAAAUUUUCUCUAUUUAACUUUAUGGGGAGGCUAUAUAACUUAUUUUUACUUUGGAUUAGUUAGCAUAGAGAAUUUUUCAUUCUAUAAACUUAAUAAAUAAUUUUUUAAUGAUAGUAUGUGGAAAUUCUGCCAUAUUUUGUUUAUUGUUGCAUUUUGCUUUGAAAUACCUAUUUUGAUUAUUUAUUGGAGUUAUAUAUUUCCAUAAGAUAAUGUUCAUACAAUUAAUUAAUGGUUGAUAAAUGUAGAUGUUCAUUUUUUAAGUUGUAUUCUCAUUUUUAUUGACUUUAUACUUAAUGACAUACAAUUUUAAUUAAAGUAAAAUAUAAUAUUAUGAUAAUAGAUAAUCUUUAGCAUUAAUUGUUAUUGCUAUUAUUUAUUUAAUAGUGAAUAUGUUCUAUGUUUUAGUUACAGGAAUUGAAAUAUAUCCAGGAAUCAAUUGGCGAAAUGGAAUAUCUUAUAUCAUUAGCAUAAUUACUUUAGGUAUAAUGUUUGGAGUAUUUUAACUUGGAUUAUUAUACUAAAACAAAAUUAAAAAAAAAUUAAUGAUGAAUAAGUAGGAAAAGCAGUUAAUGAUAGAAUGA
Molecule: messenger RNA, 742 nt
Organism: Paramecium sonneborni
Lineage: Eukaryota; Ciliophora; Oligohymenophorea; Peniculida; Parameciidae
Source: the annotation of a GenBank genome assembly